This is a messenger RNA of Lethenteron reissneri (Far Eastern brook lamprey), 6352 nucleotides long. RefSeq names its product constitutive coactivator of PPAR-gamma-like protein 1 homolog. Lineage: Eukaryota; Metazoa; Chordata; Hyperoartia; Petromyzontiformes; Petromyzontidae. Gene Ontology annotation, cellular component: nucleus. The record is from RefSeq and is a predicted model, not a curated record.
AUGCGCAGUUUGCACCUUCUGGGGGAAAAUGGCGAUGUGAGCAGCAAGCACAUGGCGGCCGAGCGAUGUGGCUAAUUCACCCGCGCGUAACUUCAACCAACAUGAGCCAAAUUUAAACGCGACGCAGGAUAAUGUUUUAAUGUUUUUAUCAUUGGUCACUAAAUGCUUGGUUUUUUUUUGGGUCGCGGCCCGUUCGCUUGUUUUCAUGCAUAUCGGCAAGAGGUGUACUGUACUUAAAUAAAUAAAAUAUUAAUAAUGCUCAUACUGUACUCGCAUAAUACAUAACCAAUAACGAUUAUUAUAACCAUAGUGCUACGAUUUAAGGUCACUUGCUGCAGCCGUCUUAUGAUUCUAUUAACCCGAGGGCAUAACAGGAGCCGGUUCGUCAAUUAACACCACUGAGCAGCAACCGUCAGUUAACAUUAAUAGCCCAUCAUUUGACACAAAAAGAAGCCGAACAUUUCAAAACGUUUAUGACAAUUGCAUUUAAUUAAUUGCAACUAAAUUGAGCGGUACUGUGCUCGGCGGCGCUGUGUGCUGCUGCUUACAUACCCGUGGUGGCAGCGCCCAUACAACGAGGCACCGCUGGCCACCCAUUCACCGCAAUGGGCAUUCAGGGGCUACAAGAUUACAUCGAGAAGCAUUGUCCAGGAGCCGUGGUACCCGUGGAACUUCAAAGGCUCGCAAGGGGCAUCUCUGGCGGGGUACCAGGACCACCUGCAGCGGGUGGUGGUGGUGGUGUCCACACCUCGGGGCAACACGGCCGCUCAAGAGGACCAUUAACCGGCCCAUCAGCAGCACUACCACCACCAUCGGGCCAGCAGCAACAUCACCAUCAACAGCAGCAGCAGCAUCAGCAGCCUUCCCCGGGCCCUCUGCGUCUCUUGGUGGAUGCCGAGAACUGCCUGGGCCGUCUCUACGGAGGCUUUUUCACCGACUGGGUGAGCGGGGGCCAGUGGAACCAGAUGCUGGGCUUCUUGGCGGCGCUCAGCAGGUCGUGCGCGCAGGCCAACAUCGAGCUGGUGGUGUUCUUCAGCGGGGCCUUGGAGAAGGGCCGCCUGCCCGAGUGGACCAAGCGGCAGGCCUGCGAGAGGCACACGGCCCAGCAGAUCGUGGCCCACGUGCAGAGCAAGGGCACUCCGCCGCCUAAAGUGUGGUUCAUCCCGCCAGUGGGCCUGGCACACUUCAUACGCCUGGCGCUGCUGCGGUUCCGCGUGAAGGUUUGCCAAAGCAUCAACGAUCACCACCUGGAAGUGAUUCGCUUCUGCAAGGAGUCGGGCUUCCACGGGCUGGUGGCGCAGGACUCGGACUACGCCGUCUUCUGCCCGCCGCACUACUUCAGCUCCAGCACACUCAAGCUGAGCCGCAACGGCAAGAGCCUCACGGCCAACGAGUACCUGGUGCCCGAGGCGGCGAGCGCCCUGCAGCUGCAGCCGCACAAGUUCCCCAUCUUCGCUGCGCUCCUUGGAAACCACCUCUUGCCUGACGAGGAUUUGGCUGCAUUUCAUUGGAACCUGCUUGGUCCAGAACACCCACUGGCAUCUCUGAAGGUGCGGGCGCACCAGCUGGUGCUGCCACCCUGCGACGUGGUCAUCAAGGCAGUGGCGGAAUACUUGAAAAACGUCAACGACAUCAACGACCUCGACUCCAUCGCCAAGGACGUGUUCAAGCACUCACAGUCCCAGAGGGGUGAAAAGAUCGAGCGAUUCAAGAAGGCAGUGCAGUAUUACACAGAGGGACACAAGACCUACCCAAGGCCAUCCGUGCAGUCGACCAACUUGCCCGGUGCUGCUCCAAUCCCAGUGCCACUAUUCCCCACGGCACCAGUUCACAACACCGCACCGUCCUACCAGCAAGGAGAUGGGCCGCCCCAGAAAAGCGAUGCUCAGAGUUCACCACAGACAGCCAAUCAGGACUCGGCUGCCAGCCAGGCGGGGAAGAGCCCGUCCAAUCAGGCGGAGGCUUGUUACCAGGCAGAUUUGAACGACAUUUCAGAAGACAACAACCUUGCACUGGACGCGACACUCAACAACAGCCUGGGAGCUGAAGAUCAUGGAUAUGGGAACAUCGCCUCUCCAGCAACAGGGAAGCACACUCCGCUGUACGAGCGAGCGUCGCCCAUCGCCCCCGCCGUUCCCAGCAGCCCCCGGCAGACGACGGGCCCCUCCCCCCCGCCGUCGUCGCCCUCCUCCACCUCGUCCGACAACGGGGACGCCCACGGGGACGCCGCCACCGCCAACCAUAUCAACGAGCUGCCGGGAAGUGGUGGCAGAGGGGCCUGGGCCGAAGGCGCUACCCAGGGAGGUGGACAGGCCUCGGGGGUGGCGGCGAAUGGGGGUGGACAGGCCGCAUGCCGGCUCGGCGUCACGGACGAGCCGUCGUGCCGCGGGGGAGUGCUGCCCGCCAUCCCGUCGCUCAUGUCAACUCCCACGCGCGCCCACAUGGACCUGACGACGCCACCGCGGCCGCAGGUGGCCGUGGAGGUGAUCCGCGUGGCCGAGUACCGGCACCGCAACGGCCUCAUGCACCCUGGCGUCUACCAAGUGCUCACCACGGGCGAGCUGAAGCUGCCGGUCACCCUGGAGGACGAGGCGAACCCGGAGCUGCCCCCGGCCACGCUGUUGUACCGGCCGGCGCGCCAGCACGUCUACGGCGUGCUCUUCAGCCUGGGCGAGCUGCGCAAGCGCGCGCUGCGUCGCGCGCCGCCCGGCAUGAUGGACACGAUGCCCGUGCUGGUGAAGGAGUGGUGCGCCUACAAGGGGAAAGCGCCGCAGACGCCCGAGCUGGUGGAGGCGCUGCCGUUCCGCGAGUGGACCUGCCCGACGCUGCGCAAGCUGUGGCUCGGCAAGGCGGUGGAGGACAAGAACCGGCGCAUGCGCGCCUUCCUGGCGUGCCUGCGCUCGGACACGCCGGGCAUGGUGAACCCGGCUGCGGUGCCCACCCAGCACCUCGUGCUGUGCUGCGUGCUCAGGUACAUGUUGCAGUGUCCCGGCGGGCGGAUCCUCAGACGUCACGAGCUGGACGCCUUCCUCGCCCAGGCCGUGUCUCCCGUGCUCUACAAGCCCGAGCAGCUGCAGGAAAUCAAGAUCGACGGGCUGGACGCCCGUGGCGUGCAGCUGGCGGCGCUGUUCAUGCGCGGCGUGGAGACGGCGCUGUUUGCGAACGACGCGUGUGGCCAGCCCGUGCCCUGGGAGCACUGCUGCCCCUGGCUCUACUUCGACGGGAAGCUCUUCCAGAGCAAGCUCCUGCGCGCCACUCGGGACCGCGCGCCGCUGCUGGAGAUCUGCGACGGACAGUCGGAGCAGGUGUCUCGCGUGGACCGCAUGAGGCAGAGCAUCUUGGAGGGGCUCACCCUGUCACGGCCACCCAUGCCCCCGCUGCCCCCGCCCAUGCCCCCUCCCCCUCCCCCGCCGUACCUGCCACCCUCUAUGAUGGGGCAGUACCCGCACCACCCUCCGCCCCAGGGCCUGUACCUGCGCGCCCAGGGGCCCCCGCUCAUGCCUCCGCCGUCGAUGCACCCACGCGCCCGCAACAUAGCGGGAGGGCAUGCCCUGCCCCAGCAGGGAGGGAAGCUGGAGAUCGCGGGCAUGGUCGUGGGACAGUGGGCGGGCGGGCGAAGAGGCCGUGCCCGCGGGAUUCUGCCCCCACAGAUCGUGUCUGUGGGCUGCGGCAUGCGCGGGCGCGGGGGUCGGGGUGGUGCCCCUUCUACCCGUGGGCCAAUCGGCGUGGGGAGGGGAGGGGGAGGAGGCAAGCCGCCCGCUCGGGAAGAACAGAACGGCAAUGCCACCGUCGCCACCGCUGCAGCUGCAGCAUCGGCAUCAUCAUCCGAUAAACAGGAGAGCCAGGCUGAGCCCCCGCCCAGGCCCGACCAAUCAGGCGAUGGCGCGGGCGGAGACUCGGCGGCGACAAAGCCAAUCGGAUGCGAGGACGGCGCAGCGAUCGCGAGCGACGGCGACCAAUCAGAAAGUGCCUUGACGAGUGACUCUGCUGCGUGCAAUACAGGCGCGUUCCUUAAUGCACAUGGCACGCGCGCAGCUUUUACAGGCGACAGCACCUCAGCCACCAUAGCACUUAGCAAAGAGGAGUGAGCUGGGAAAGUGGUGGUGGUGGGGGGGGGGGUCUGUGUAAGGAAUAAAAAAAAAAGUUGUAAAAAUUCUAGAAAAAACGAAAAAUAUUAAACAAAAAAAAGAAAGAAACCUUUUUUAAAUAUUUUUUUUUCGUUUUUUGUCGAGAAAGGUUUGAGAGGAGUUGAGUGACGAUGGGGAUUUUGGUUAGGGUCGACUUACCUUGAAUGCAGGAAGACAACGAAAAGCACUUAUUAAUGCGAACGAUUGGGUUGACAUCGGCGAGUGAGGAUGAUACAUUUUUGAUACUUAAGUGAAAAAAACCACAUACGCACUUGCACGCAUGCACUCACCCACUUGAUUAUUUUGGCUUUUGUUGUUGUUGUUUGGACAACGUGCAUUUUUCAUACGAGGGAGUUUUAAGAGCAGCAGUGGUUUUUGGCUGCCUGGCCACUUUAAGUGAUUAUUAUGGCAAAAACAACAUUGCGACCCUUGCAGAAAGGGCCCUCCCUGUAGGAGGAGCACCAUCGUAGCAGUGAGAUCCAACAUUUUGGCACUUAAUCCUCUUGUUGGGAUUUUGAAAGAAUUACGCACCUUUUGCUUUGCCCUGCCCCAAAAAAACAUGUUCACUUGAAAGCAAGCAUACUGUACUCAGUAUCGCUGUCUCGAUUGUAAUUUUUUUUGGCGGGGGGGUGGGAGGGGGAUUAAAUGUGAUUGCUGAAAAGUUAUAUUUAAAAAGUAUAAUUAAGCCCAGCAGCAUAACGUUGAAUUGUACUUGACACUAUAACGCGGGCAUGUGGAGUCAACCGAGCUGUACGGCUAGCGAUCAUGCGGCAAUACUGGAUUUCAACAAAAACCAUGUCGGCCGGCAAAAAAAAACCAGCCGCAGCAGAUUUUUUUUGUUGUUGCCGGAGGUUACGAUACGUUCACACGGGAAAAAAGAAAUAAUGAAGAGAAAAAAAACAUGCGCAGGACCACGUCCGUGCAGGAGUUUUAUACCUUGCAGGGCGACGUUACGUAGAGCAGGGACAAAUGUGGUCCGCGAUGCCUCGCGCGAGUUUGAAGGACCCACACGGCGCAGAUAACGGCCAGGGAUGCGUGGGCCAAGAAGAAGUGACGUUUUCCCGUGCACGUGUGGACACAGCAGAAAUGAUCCUUUAUAUAACGAGAAAACGUUCUGCGGCAGGGGUGGGGGGUGAGGGCGCUGGGUGGGGUUUUGUGCGGGGGUCGGGAGGGGGGCGGCAUACAUUUCCACACCGAUCAGAUUUUAAACUUUUUUCGGUUGGUAAAAAAAAAGACCCCCCAAGAAAAGCAUCUUUGAUUUGUGUUUUUAAAAUAAACGAACCCCUGACCGUGCUCUACCAUUUUAGCUCUCCGUAGUGAUGGCAGUUUUGUGUGAUUUACCGUAAACUGCCGCGACAUCCGACGCUUAGGGUGGAAAACAAAGGUUACUUUUGUUUCGUUAAGACUUGUUCACGUGGUAUAUUGUUAAGCGUUAUGUACCCUGUUGUAUUCAUGGCUAUUCGUAUCUGGUAUUGUAUGCUAACGUAUUAGCUAUUACAAAAAAAAGAACUUAAUCGACAGUAAAAAAACACAAAAAAAGAUUAAAACACACACAAAAGAAGCUUCAGUCUCAUAUAAAAAAUUAUCCCUGUAUUACAGAAUGCAAAGCAACAAAAACCCGCCCCUUUAUAAUCAUCUUUACGAUUGUUGACAAGAAAACCAACCCCUUUUCACGUUUCUUCAAUAGUCACAACCCUUUUUAUGAUUGGUCGAAUUAGUCUUUUAGGCCUUUACGUUAACGCUUUUUUCCUUAGUGUUUGUUAAACAGUGAUGUGUUUCCGGAUGAAAAAAAAUAAGCAUAAUUAAAAAAAGCAGUGAAAAAAAUAUAAAAACAUUAAAAAAAACCGCAUUAAAAAAUUACUCAUUGCUCCGAAGAAAUCUUUAAAGACGACCGUACGUACGUACCACCAUGAUGGUUUUUCACUCGUUUAAUCCUCCUAUCUUUUUUGAAUCUCUCGUCAUGCCAGUUAUAGUUGAUAUUAAAAAAAAAACCGUCAAAACGUUUUAACUCCCCCCACCCUCUUCUCUUCUGUUGGUGAAUAGUCCAGUAAGUUGGCAAAUGGAAUGGGGGGGAGGGGGGCGGAAAGAUGGUCAGUGGCUACCCAAGGAAAAUGUGUUGAGUGGGGAUGAUGUGCGGGGCUUUUUAGCCUUCCUUCAUUUCUGUUCUUUGUGACUUGCGAAUGACAACUUACAGUGCUUAAUAAAAGUCUUUAUUCUUUUGCUAA